This is a messenger RNA of Chara braunii, 3196 nucleotides long. Lineage: Eukaryota; Viridiplantae; Streptophyta; Charophyceae; Charales; Characeae. The record is from the annotation of a GenBank genome assembly.
GUCAGACGACAUCCAAGAUCGAGGCCACGCCUUGUUGGAUCCUGGUGGGGGGGCGAUGACGGGGGGUUCUGGGGGUGCCUAAUUCAACCCGCUGUUCGAGAAGGAGAUGGCGAAGUUGAGGCAAGGGAACAUUGUUUGGAACUUCGUCACCGCAGGCCAGUACGUCAGGGACCAGUCCAAGAUGCACUGGGACCGAAAGUUGCGUUGCAACUUAUGCGGCCACCUGUUUCAGGGGGGGUCGUCGGAGGCCGCUCGUCAUUUCACGCAGUCGAAGUUCUGCAAGGCUGGGGGGAUGAGAGUUCUCGCGGAACUCUGGAACGACACGGACUACGCAUUUGUGCCAUCCACUGCUCAACGGGUGCAGAGGUGGAUGGCAGACGAGGGCAUACGGGACACGAGAGCGUCCGCGGGUGGCCAGAGACAGCGGAUGGACGACGGAGAGAGGGACGACAUUCAGGAUGCCCUCGAUGAGGAGGAGGGCCGCGAGGGUGGGGCCAGGGAGGGGGCGGUUGCAGACGAGGCAGACGAGGCAGUCGGAGAGCCUAACCUGCCUGGGGAGGAGGUGGUGAUGACGUCGAGAGGCAUCGGUCGAGCGGGUCCUGCUACUAGGGGGCCGCAAGCUGAGGUGGAGCGCGCGAGGAGGGAGAAGAGGACAGUGGGGCAGGCUGGCGUCGAGGUGCCAAACACGGGUAAGGAGAAGAGGGCUCGGCAGACCACGAUUGACGAGAUGUACGCUAGGGAGAAGUUGGACAAGUUCACAGACGCGUGGCUUCAGUGGAUCAACGUGAAGAAGUUGCCAUUCAACGCCUUCCGUGCUCCGGAGUUCCAGAGGGUGCGGCAGGCAGCAGAGAGAGUGCCUCGCUCUAUCCAGUUCCGGUUUCCCUCCUACAGGGUUACAACGGGCGCCGGUAUCUCUUCGCAGAGGGCGAAGGUGGCGACUAUGGUGAGCGAGGUGCUCGCCACUUUCCGGCACAGCGGUGCCACUAUCCUUUCCGACGGGAGGAAGUCGCACAGCAGCAAGCUGCUCAUGGACUUCCUCGCCGGGGGCGCCAAUGGCGCCCUGAUGUACAACACCGUCGCACGUGCCGGGUCGGUCCGAGACACAGCGGACGUCGUGUACUAUAGGUGGCGGGCCAUCAUCUUGUCCUUUCCUGCAAAGGACGUGAUCGGCUUCUGCACAGACUCCGCCAGUAACUAUAUGGCGGCAGCGCGCAGGUUCGCCACAGACCCCGAGCCUCACAUCAGGAGGAUCACUUGGCUCCCCUGCUGCACCCAUGUCUGCAACUUGAUGUUGUCAGAUAUCGGGACGCGAGUGGUGUGGGUCAAGGAGACCAUCAUCCGCGCUCGAGCGCUUGUGCGAUUUAUUAAAUCGCACGGCGCUGCUCACACCCUGUUUAGGAAGGUGAGCCCUCGCGUUCAGCUCGUCGAGCCCGUUGAGACACGGUUUGCAUCGGUUUUCCUUAUGUUGACGUGUCUCAAAGGCCGACGAGACGCAUUGGAGAGCAUGUUGCACGGGGAUGCUUGGGUACACAUCCCGUGGGAUCGCGCCCACGUAUCUCAGGCGCAGUGGGUGCAGCAGCAGAUCCGAGACGUUGAUGAGCAGGGUCGACGUGUCGACGGACAUGAUCGACCGUGCAUGCGUGAGGUUGAAAUCCGCAACCUCCACAUGCUAGAGCCCGCACAUGUCGCGGCCCACCUCCUCAACCCUCGUCGACGGUCCCUGACGUAUUACCAUUCGUUGGAGACGACCACCGACGACCGCCGUGUGGUCGAGGAGUGCGACAGCUUUUUCCUGGCGCAAACCGGCGGCGAUCCGGUCGGCUUAUUGUACAGGAGCGUGAGGGACCAGAUGAGGGCGUUCCACUUGAGGCGAGGGGAUUGGGGAGAUCGUGACCUCUCCGAUGCCGAGGCGGCCGAUUGCAUGGGGGACAGUGAGACCGAGCAAUGUGCAGCGUGGUGGUUUGAGCAUGGACGUGCCCACCCGGAGUUGCGCACCAUCGCCAUCCGUGUGAUGCACUUGUGGACGUCUGCCUCUCCAGCGGAGAGGAACUGGGCGGAGUACGAGCGCGUCAGCAUGGCGAGGCACUGCAAGCUUGGGUUCGCCAAGCUUGCACAGCUAGUUGAGAUUGCCACCAAUCUCAAACUGGCCUCGUGCGCACGGCAGGGUGGUGGCUACGGGUUGCCAUGGGUUAUGGGGACCGGUCGGGGGGGGACGGCGGCAGAGGAGGAGGAUGAGGAGGGAGAUGUGGAGCCCGAGGUGUCCGGAGCGAGACCUGAUGGCAACGUUCUCGAGCAGGAGAUCCAGCGGCAGAUUGUCGCUUUCCGUGACAGCCGACUGUCCAGAGCCCGUUUGGUUCGGGACGUGUUCGACAGCAGAGCGACAGAGUUGCGACCGUGGCUGGAGGGUGGGAAUGAUGUGGACGCUGCUGCGGCAGACGACGACUGGACUGACGAUGAUGAUACACCGCUGAGUCGCGACUCGACGGCUGAGCGAGUGUACUUCACUUACGGUGGGGGUCGUGACGACAUGGAUUCAUUCACAUCAGUUAUCACUGGCGAUGUGCCAUCGACCGCGCAGGCAAGUGGCAGUAGCAGAGCCGGCGGUGGUCGUGGAGGACGUUCGCAUGCGGAGGUUCGCAUGGACGACUCGGGGGAGCAGCAGCCACAUGGAGGUCUUCGGCAGACAGGCAGGCGUUGGGAAGUUAGGAGCGACAGCGAGGCCGAGGGGGAGGCCGAGGGGGAGGGCGAGGAUCAGGAGGGGGAGUUCGAUUAUGAGGGGCAGGAUGCCGUCGCGGGUGGUGGGUCAGGUGGUGGACGACGCGGCGACGAGGAGACCGCGGGUGUUCCUGAGGGGCAGGAUGUUGUCAUGGGCGGUGGGUCCCCUAGUGGGGGCCGUGGCGACAGCGAGACCUCGGGUGACGAGGGACAGGGUGCCGCAAUGUACGGCAGAGGAGAGGGUGGACCCGGUGGAGAUGGGGAUACAGCGGGUGUCGGUGGAGACGAUGGACCGGAUGACGACGAUGACGACGACCACAGUCCCGAGGACGAUCCGUAUAAGCUCGCCUUGGUGUUGAGGGACCCCACAGUGCCUCCCUUGCGCUUGACGACAUAGCGCGCACUUUCUUCAACGCCGACGCUUUGGCGCAUGCGUUGACGGAUGACCCUUUUGCACACGUGAGCCGCAAGAGCGGCAAGC